AUGAAGUGGGGGCUUAGAAGUAGACACCACCAAGGAGAAAAGCAGCAGCAAACACAAGAGGAAGAGCACGAGCAACAAGCCAGCAACGUCAAGAGCAAGAGCAAGGCGGCCUUCCUGUCCUUCUCACCGCUCGCGUGGCUCACGAAGCUCACGGCCAAGAACAAUGCCGCUGCCGCUAAGUCGAAGCCUACCGCGUCCGCUAACAAGAGCAGCGUCGCCGCCGGCACCGGCGGUUUCCCUUCUUGCUUCCACAAGGGUGCGAUCACGAGCACGAGCACAAGCGUGAGCUCGAGCGCGGCGUCGCAGAGCAGCCUGGCGGAUUCCUCGCCCGCUGGCGCUGAGGCGCCGCGCCGCCUCUCAGUCGGCAACGACGACACCACCGAGGCUGCCACCGCGCGGCAGCUGUACCACCGUCGUCGCCAUUACUCGGUCGGCGGCGAUCGAGAUCUCCAGACACUCCGCAACCUCAUCCCGUUCUCCCGGACCGCUUCUCUGCUCCCGACGCCUGCGCCGUUCCCUUCGCUGAAGACAAUGCCGCCGCCGCCGCCGCCGUCCGACACGGACGAGGAGAAGCGACCGCGGAGAAGCCGGCGCCGGCACCGGCACCGCAGCGGUGGGCGGCGGUCGUUCUCCGGGAGGACUCCGGGCGCGCGCGUGGCUGCCGCCGUAGUACGCGUGCGGUCCCCGCGGCGAGUGGCGUCGGCCGCGGCGGCGGUGUCGGAGCUGGAGAGGUUCGCGGUGGUGCGCCGGACGAGCGACCCUCAGCGGGAGUUCCGCGCGUCGAUGGUGGAGAUGAUCGCGAGCAAGCGCAUCGGGCGGCCGGAGGAGCUGGAGACACUCCUGGCGUGCUACCUGUCGCUCAACGCCGACGAGCACCACGACUGCAUCGUCAAGGUGUUCCGGCAGGUCUGGUUCGAGCUCAACCCUGCCCGCGGCGCCGCCUCCGCCCCGGCGCCACGCAGCUGA
Molecule: messenger RNA, 966 nt
Organism: Oryza brachyantha (malo sina)
Lineage: Eukaryota; Viridiplantae; Streptophyta; Magnoliopsida; Poales; Poaceae
Product: transcription repressor OFP1-like
Exons: 1
Coding region: 1-966 (321 amino acids)
Biological process (GO): negative regulation of DNA-templated transcription
Source: RefSeq, a predicted model, not a curated record